ACACGCAUGCGCACUACGCAGCGCGUGGGUCAGGCAGAGGAGGCCGGGACCCAGCAAAGCGAACCUUACUACGCCUCUGGGGACUCGGUGAAGUCCACCGUCUAGUUGAAGUAGGUAUAUCUCCAUGAAUAACUUAAAUGAUCCUCCAAAUUGGAACAUCCGGCCUAAUUCCAGAGCUGAUGGUGGUGAUGGAAGCAAGUGGAAUUAUGCCCUAUUGGUGCCAAUGCUGGGGUUGGCAGCUUUUCGUUGGAUUUGGUCCAGGGAAUCCCAAAAAGAAAUAGAAAAAGAGAGACAAGUGUAUCAUCAGAGGACAGCUGCUUUCCAGCGGGAUCUUGAAGCAAAGUACCAUGCUGUGAUCUCAGAAAAUCGACGUGCUGUUGCUCAGCUGUCUUUGGAACUUGAAAAGGAGCAAAAUAGAACCACUAGUUAUCGAGAAGCCCUCAUCUCUCAAGGACGCAAGUUGGUGGAAGAAAAGAAGCUUCUGGAACAGGAACGGGCUCAGGUAAUGCAAGAGAAAAGCCAGCUGCAGCCCUUGAGAAGUGUAUACCUGAGCUGCCUGGAGGAGCAGGAGAACUGGGAGCGGAGAGCCCGGCUGAUGCUCAAGGAGGUUGGAGAGGCUCUUGCUGAAAGGCAGAGCAUCUACUGCAGUCUGGUCCUCCCUCGCCAUACCAGGCUAGAGCUUGAGAAGAACUUGCUGGUGCGUGCAUCUGUUGACCCUGUGGCUGCCGACUUAGAGAUGACAGCUGGCUUGACUGACAUAUUUAAGCAUGAUACCUAUUGUAGUGGUAUCUGGAACACCAACAAACGCCAAAAUGGGAGACUCAUGUGGCUAUAUCUCAAGUAUUGGGAACUAGUUGUUGAGUUGAAAAAGUUUAAGAGGGUAGAGAAGGUUAUACUACAGAAGUAAGAGAAAAUGAAAUGAAACUCAAGGCCAGACGACAGUAGUUUGUCAUGGCAUUCUGUGUUCUGCACUUUCCAAUGUUUUAUAUUUCCUGCCACCUCUGUUGUAGCCACAUGGCAGCCAUUCCCAGCAGUGACACUGCUCCUGCCAGCAUGGCCUCAGUAGAUGAAGGCUUUCCUCUAGAUGCUCUGCAGCUGCAAAGGACUCACUUCUCUGAAGCAUUUUUCCAAGCUGCUAAUAUUUAGCAGAAUAAUAUAACCUUAUGUUUUAGUUCUAUGGUAAAAAUUGUUUUUAAAAGCUCAAAUACAAUAUUGCUUCUCAGUUUUCAUUUCUCCCUAAAUAUAUUGUCCUAUUGAGUUAUUUUUCUCCUCCAGAUUCUCUUUAGAAGUUGCCAAGUAACGUGUCAGAUUGCCUUGCAGGUGACAGUAGGAAGUAGUAAUAUCCUCAAGGUUAUGCAUUGAGUGGAACAUCUCUCUCACUCACAAAGGGAAGAAACACCAAGUGUUUCUUGUAUUCAGUUGAUAUUUAGUAUGUGUUUGGAAUUCAGCUUGUGCCUGUAUUCAGCAAGCAGAUAUUUGUUAGUAAUGAUAUAUACAAUAAAAAAUAUAUGCC
This is a messenger RNA of Fukomys damarensis (Damara mole-rat), 1513 nucleotides long. RefSeq names its product coiled-coil domain containing 127 (gene Ccdc127). Bases 125 to 907 code for a protein of 260 amino acids. NCBI's taxonomy places the organism in Eukaryota, Metazoa, Chordata, Mammalia, Rodentia, Bathyergidae. The transcript has 3 exons. The record is from RefSeq and is a predicted model, not a curated record.